Messenger RNA from Nothoprocta perdicaria, 1367 nucleotides. It is a transcript of the gene CASP9, whose product is annotated as caspase 9. Lineage: Eukaryota; Metazoa; Chordata; Aves; Tinamiformes; Tinamidae. The transcript is spliced from 9 exons. The record is from RefSeq and is a predicted model, not a curated record. Bases 1 to 1266 code for a protein of 421 amino acids. Gene Ontology annotation, biological process: apoptotic process; intrinsic apoptotic signaling pathway in response to DNA damage; regulation of apoptotic process. Gene Ontology annotation, cellular component: cytoplasm.
AUGGAGGAGUCGCGGCGCCGGGCGCUGCGGCGCUGCCGCGUGCGGCUCGUGGCGGCGCUGCGCGUGGCGCCGCUCUGGGCGCCGCUCGAGGCGCGCGGCGUCUUCACGCGCGCCAUGAUCGAGGAGCUGCAGGUGCGGGCGGGCGCCGGCAGCCGCGGGGACCAGGCGCGGCAGCUGCUCAUCGACCUGGAGACGCGCGGCCGGCUCGCCUUCCCCGCCUUCCUGGCCGCGCUGCGCGACACAGACCAGGCCGAGCUGGCCGAGCUGCUGAGCCGCGCGUGCGACGCCUCGCCGACACCGGUACCGACACCACCACCACUGGUACCGACACCACCACCGGCGCCGGUACCGACACCACGCGUGUGGAGCCCGCACAGCGGCCGCAGCCCCGUGCAGGAGGCGAGCAGCAAGUGGCCAGCGGCACCCACAGGUUCAGCUUUUAACAGCAUGGAGAGGAACACUGAUCUGGUUUAUGACCUGAAAGCAGAUCCUUGUGGAUACUGUCUGAUUCUCAACAACGUCAACUUCAGUGAAGACUCGGAGCUUUCGACUCGAGCCGGCUCAAACAUAGACUGUGAGAAGCUAGAGAGGCGCUUCAAGUCGUUGCACUUCGAUGUCAUGACUCGGCAGGAUCUUGUAGCUCAGGAAAUAGUUCGGGAGCUGCAGAAGCUGGCGAGGUUGGACCACAGCACCCGGGACUGCUGCCUCGUAGUGAUCCUUUCCCAUGGCUGUCAGACAAGUCAUAUUCAGUUUCCUGGAGGGAUUUAUGGAACAGAUGGAAAAGCCAUUCCAAUUGAAAAGAUCGUGAGCUAUUUCAAUGGGUCCAAUUGCCCAAGUUUGAGAGGAAAACCCAAACUCUUCUUCAUCCAGGCCUGUGGUGGAGAGCAAAAAGAUCAAGGCUUUGAAGUGGAAACUAAUUCACCUGGAGAUGACGCUCGUAGAUUUUCUGUAGAGUCUGAUGCAACUCCUUUUGAAGCUCCGUCGGGUGCUCCAGACGAGCUGGACGCCGUAGCCAGUUUGCCCACACCAAGUGACAUCUUGGUGUCCUACUCAACUUUUCCAGGCUUUGUCUCCUGGAGAGAUAAAUCGAGUGGCUCAUGGUACGUGGAAACACUGGACAAUGUCCUGGAGCAAUACGCCCAUUCCGAAGACCUGCUGAACAUGUUACUGCGAGUGGCCCACGCCGUUUCGGCCAAGGGCAGGUACAAGCAGAUCCCCGGCUGCUUCAACUUCCUCCGUAAAAAAUUCUUCUUCAUGUGCAAGUGACUUUGGGGUGCCGAGGUCCCCGCCGACUUCUCCCAGAUGAAGCUCGUGCCUGCUGUAACCUGGAAUCAUCGCUUCCAGCCACCUCGCUCCACGGAGACGCU